Volvox carteri f. nagariensis is the source of this 1932-nucleotide messenger RNA. RefSeq lists its product as uncharacterized. Gene Ontology annotation, molecular function: oxidoreductase activity. The record is from RefSeq and is a predicted model, not a curated record. NCBI's taxonomy places the organism in Eukaryota, Viridiplantae, Chlorophyta, Chlorophyceae, Chlamydomonadales, Volvocaceae. The transcript has 12 exons. The coding region runs from base 1 to 1932 and encodes 643 amino acids.
AUGCUGAGGUCCAAACUUCCAUCGCCGCCUGUCGCCAUAGAGUCCCAAUCACCCACUCUGGCCCUCAGGCUUCCAUGCGGUGGUGCUGACACGCUAAGUGCGGCCUCCGCCACCGCCGCCGCCGCCGCCGCCGCCGCCCCGUUCCGCCGCUGCAUACUGAGGGGUCCCCGAAACGCCACGACCACCUGCAACACCGGAGUAGUGGUUGCCGGGGUGGCGCCGUCGCAGUCACCGCUGCCGGCAUCCGCAUGUGGCGCCGCAGCCGCAGAUACUACUAGGCCUGGGACCCGGCGGCCGUGGAGCCGACGGGCAGUGACUGUACGACCGGUCGCAGCGGUGGCGUAUAAUGGUGAUACUGCCGACAAAUACGCUGGCGGGAAUGGCGGCGGCAGCAGUGUCCCGUCGGGGGGUGCUGAGGGUCGGCGUGUGGUCAUUGUCGGCGGCGGCUGGGCAGGUUUCGGAGCCGCCAAGCACCUAUCGGAGCAGGGCUAUGACGUCACCCUGCUGGAGGCCAGUCCCAACCCGGGAGGUCUGUCCAGCGGAUGGAGGACAGCCAGCGGGAGAGCGGUGGAAGCGGGCAUGAAGGGAUUCUGGUACCAGGCAAGUUACCGCAACACGUUCAAGCUGCUAGAGGAGCUGCAGCUGCCCUCCUGGCCCCUGACCGACUUCACUACCUCGGGGUUCUGGAACCCCCGCGGACUGGUGACAGAGGCCCCCGUCUUCAGCAAGCUGCCGCGGCUGCCCACACUCGUGGGUCAGUUCGUACACACCUUUCCGCUGUACUGGGCCCUCCCAUUGGAGGACCGUCUGACAAUGCUGCCCUUCCUCGCAACGCUGGCGGAUUACGUGUCCAGUGAGGAGCGGUACGAACAGUACGACAAGAUGAGCGCAUAUGAGCUGUUCCGUCGUUGUGGUGUCAGCAGCCGCUGCUACAACGAAUUUCUGAGACCCACUUUGUUGGUCGGUUUGUUCGCACCACCUGAGGAUCUGAGUGCCGCUGCCGUACUUGAGACUCUGUACUUCUACGCUCUGGCCCACCAAAACGACUUUGACGUGUGUUGGCCACGGGGCUCCAUUGCGGAGCUCAUUUUCCAGCCCAUGGUGGAGCGGAUCAGGACUGCCGGCGGUCGAGUGUUGGGCAGUCGGCUGGUGACGGGGCUAUCAGUGGACCCGCUCACGGGGGAGGUCACAUCGGCUGCCAGCUACCCUGCUGAUGCGGUUGUAUUCGCGGUGGGCAUCAGCGGAAUGCAGAAGCUCGUGUCAGCCACCCCCGCACUAGCAAAACAGCCUGACUUUCGCAACAUCAUGGAGCUUCGAUCUUUGGAUGUUAUUGCUACACGCAUUUGGUUUGACCGUCGAGUACCCACCCGAUACCCAGCUAAUGUCUUGUCCGGGUUCGAAUCCACGGCGGGAGCCACUUUUUUCAACCUAAACGAUCUGCAGGACGAGUACCGCGAUGAGCCUGGCACCGUCAUUUCAGCGGAUUUCUAUCAUGCCAACAGCCUUCUGCCUCUAAGCGACCAGGAGAUUGUGGAGCGGGUGGUGUCUCACGUGGCCACUUGCGAACCGGGUUUUAAGGGUGCCAAGGUGGUUGACAGCAUCGUGCUCCGCUUCGCCCGAGCAGUCACCCACUUCAGCCCCGGCUCCUACCAGCACCGUCCCUUCCAAGCAACUUCUAUUCCAAACGUCUUCAUGGCCGGUGACUGGGUAAAGGGUGUUCCCCACGGCGCCAACGGGCUGUCCCAGGAGCGUGCCUACGUCACCGGCCUCUCCGCAGCCAACCUAGUCAUGAGCCGGCUGGGGGGAGGGGGCCAGCCCGCACAGAUCCUGGAUGUGGAGCCCGACGAGCCGCACAUUGCGGCGGCACGGAGCACGGUGCGGGGGCUGCGGGAGCUGGCGGGGGCUGUGGGGCUGAGGAACCCCUUUCUGUAG